CGGCAUGAUCACUUCACUAACAAUUGAUCUGUCUCCGUCAUUUCCUCUGUUUCCUCUGCCCUAAUCACUCUUCUUCUCUCCCAAAAGUUUCCCCUUCAGUUAACUGAGAUCAUGGCCUCAAUUGAGGUUGCUGCAGCUACUGCACCACUGGCCGAGAAUGAGGCCCCGGCUGCUGAGGUGGCAGAGACCAAGGAGCCUGCGGCAGCUGAAGAGGUGGCAGCACCAGUAGCUCCAACAGCUGAGCCUGAGGCAGCCGUCGAAGAGCCCAAGGAAGACUUCGCCACCAAGGCUCCCGUAGCCGAGGCAGGUGAGCCUGAGGCCACCCCAGUAGAAGUAGAAGCAGAAGCCAAAGCUCCAGCAGAAGUCCAGAUGAAGGAAGUUGUGGAGGAGACUAAAGUAGAGACCGAGGAGGCUGCUGCAGUGCAAGAGGCGCAAGAGGAAGUGAAGACAGAGGAAGCUGCCACGGCGCAGGAGGCCAAGGAAGAGGCUGUUGAGAGUGCGCCGGCAGCAGCAGAGGAGGCAAUUCCAGCUGAGGAGGACAAGAAGCCAGCUGCUGAGGAAAAGCCACAAGAGGCCGCUGCCCCAGAAAUUGCCGCAGAGAAAUCUGAGAAGUAGAAAGACCUUACUUACAUGAUCAUCUUGGAGUGAGGAAAGAACAGACUUACACCUGCUUGAAAGCCAUGCUUUGGAUGAUGAUUUUAAUUUAGUGAUAUCCGAGAGGUUGAGGUUUCGUUACGGUGGUAUGGUGGGUUUAACUAAGAGUAUGUUAUCUGAUCUUAUUUUAAACAUCAUAUGAUAUGAUCAAU
This is a messenger RNA of Punica granatum (pomegranate), 806 nucleotides long. The record is from RefSeq and is a predicted model, not a curated record. Lineage: Eukaryota; Viridiplantae; Streptophyta; Magnoliopsida; Myrtales; Lythraceae.